CAAAUUCCAGGGAGGCGGGGCGGAGACGGCGGGCGCGGAGGCCGCAGCAGCGGCGGCGGCGGCGCUGGCGGCCGGAUCGGGAUCCGCUGUGGCUCGGGCGGCGCCUCCCUGCGGCGGCCCCGGCCCGACUCCGGCCCCCGCCGGGGCAAUGCUCCCGGGGGCUGCGCGAUGAGCCAGUAACUCAGCCAGCCCGGGCAUGGCAGACCUAGUGGCGGGCAUCGCGGGCUCAGCGGCCAAGAGCGUGCGGCCAUUCCGCUCAAGCGAGGCCUACGUGGAGGCCAUGAAGGAGGACCUGGCCGAGUGGUUCAACGCCCUGUAUGGCCUGGGCCUGCCCGGUGGCGGCGAUGGCUUCCUGGCGGGGCUGGCCACGGGCACUACCCUGUGCCAACAUGCCAACGCUGUCACCGCGGCUGCCCGUGCUCUGGCUGCCACCCACCCGGCCCACGGCGUGGCCUUCCAGAUGCACAGCGUGGCUCCCGGCUCCUUCGUGGCCCGGGACAAUGUGGCCACAUUCAUCGGCUGGUGCCGCGUGGAGCUGGGCGUGCCUGAGGUGCUCAUGUUCGAGACGGAGGACUUGGUGCUGCGUAAGAAUGAGAAGAGUGUGGUGUUGUGCCUGCUGGAGGUGGCACGCCGGGGGGCCCGCCUCGGCCUGCUCGCCCCCCGCCUUGUGCAGUUCGAACAGGAGAUCGAGUGUGAGCUGCGCGCGGGGCCACCGGCUCCCAAUGCCCCUGCCUCGGGGGAGGACUCCGCAGAGGCUGCUGCUGCCCCAGGGGCCCCCACCCGUGGGCCCCGCAUGACGCCCAGCGACCUGCGCAAUCUAGACGAGCUGGUGAGGGAGAUCCUGGGCCGCUGCACCUGCCCAGACCAGUUCCCCAUGAUCAAGGUCUCGGAGGGGAAGUACCGUGUGGGAGACUCCAGCCUGCUCAUCUUUGUGCGGGUACUGAGGAGCCACGUGAUGGUACGUGUGGGCGGCGGCUGGGACACGCUGGAGCACUACCUGGACAAGCAUGACCCCUGUCGUUGCUCCUCCACCGCCCACCGCCCGCCCCAGCCGCGGGCCCGCACCUUCUCCCCCCAGAGGGGGUCGCCCACCCCCAGCCCCCGCGCGGGCAGCCCGUCUCCCGGGGGUGAGCGCCGGGGCUCUCGGCCCGAGGUGACUCCCAUUAGCCUCCGCAGUUCCAAGGAGGGAGGCGAGACCCCACUCAGGCCCCGCGAUCAGCUGCCCCCUCAUCCCCGCUCCCGCCGCUACUCCGGGGACAGUGACUCCUCAGCCUCCUCCGCCCAGAGUGGCCCCCUCAGUGGUACCCGCAGUGACGACACGGGCACUGGGCCUCGGAGGGAGCGGCCCAGCCGGCGGCUGACCACAGGCACCCCUGCCUCCCCGAGACGGCCCCCAGCCCCUCGCAGCCAGUCCCGGGACCAGCUGGAGCGGGGGCGGCCCCGUGGGUCCCUGGGGGGCCGGGAAGCCCGGCUCUCAGCCCCCAGCCCUGCCCGGCGGGCCCGGAGCCAGAGCCGGGAGGAGCAGGGCAUGCUGCUGGUGCGCAGGGACCGAGACGGGCAGCACUCAUGCCUGCCGCGGGGUAGAGGCAGCGGGGGCUCGGGCAGGAGCAGCCCCCAGACUCCCCGUACCCGCAGCCCUGUGGCACCCCGGCCUCCCCGCGUCUCCAGCCCCAGUCCAAAGCUGGGCACGCCAGCCAGUGUCUUCCGCACGCCCUUGCAGCUUGACCCCCAGCAGGAGCAGCAGCUCUUCCGGCGCCUGGAAGAGGAGUUCCUGGCCAAUGCCCGUGCCCUUGAGGCUGCCACUGCUGGCGGGACCCCCACUGGACCGGCCCCUGAUCCAGCUCGGGCUCCGGAUCCUCCAGCCCCCGACUCAGCCUACUGUUCCUCCAGCUCCUCCUCCUCAUCCCUCAGCUUCCUGGGUGGCAAAGGUGGCCCCCCUGGGGACCCUGCCAGGACAGCCAAUGGGCUGCCUAGGCCCCGUGGCCCAGCCCUGUCCAGCUCUUCUGAUGAGGGCAGCUCCUGUCCUGGUGUGGGGGGGCCACCAGAUGCACUAGGGAGCCCCUUGGCCAGCCUGGAGCCCUCACAGACCUGGGCACGGGGCCGGAUGGACACACAGCCAGACCGGAAGCCCUCACGCAUCCCCACUCCACGGGGCCCCCGCCGCCCGUCGGGACCCAUGGAGCCCGGGGCCUGGCAUGCCCUGCACUCGGUCAACCCACGGGCUGAGCCGGAUUCCUGGAUGUGAUGGAGCAGCCGAGCUGCCCCAGCCCCUCCUUCCCUCCUUCUGCUUUUCCUCUGUGGCCUUAACCCCUCUGCAUCAGGGAGCCCCCUCUGCCUCCCGGGACCAGACCUUAUGGGACCAGACCCCCUCGGGACCACAUGGCACAAUGGGACCGGCUGUUGUACAUUCCGGUUGGGGGAUGAGCAUUGCUAUUUAAUUACUAAUAUUUUUGAAUGCCUUAGAGGAGGCCUCUGUGGGCCCGCAGAACCUCCGACAGUAAAGUUUUGCUCCAGUCA
Messenger RNA from Choloepus didactylus (southern two-toed sloth), 2517 nucleotides. It is a transcript of the gene GAS2L1, whose product is annotated as growth arrest specific 2 like 1. The coding region runs from base 197 to 2245 and encodes 682 amino acids. Gene Ontology annotation, biological process: actin crosslink formation; microtubule bundle formation; protein localization to microtubule plus-end. Gene Ontology annotation, cellular component: actin filament; microtubule plus-end; stress fiber. The transcript is spliced from 6 exons. Gene Ontology annotation, molecular function: actin filament binding; cytoskeletal adaptor activity; microtubule binding. The record is from RefSeq and is a predicted model, not a curated record. Lineage: Eukaryota; Metazoa; Chordata; Mammalia; Pilosa; Megalonychidae.